Messenger RNA from Rotaria sordida, 954 nucleotides. The record is from the annotation of a GenBank genome assembly. NCBI's taxonomy places the organism in Eukaryota, Metazoa, Rotifera, Eurotatoria, Philodinida, Philodinidae.
AUGUCAAGAUACGUUAAACAAUUGGCAUGUCGAUUUCAUCCAGAAGCAACAUUAGUUGAAGAUUAUCGUGCUGGUGAUAUGGUUUGCCCAGAAUGUGGUUUAGUUGUUGGCGAUCGAAUGGUGGAUGUUGGUUCUGAAUGGCGUACAUUUUCUAAUGAUAAAGAUUCGAAAGAUAUGAGUCGUGUUGGAGCUGUAGAAAAUCCAUUAUUCGAUGGUGAUAAUCUUGAAACUGUUAUGUCAUUAGGAACAGGUGCAGGAGCACUUGAUGAAUUUGGUAAACAAAAAUAUAACAAUGGUCCUCGUCAGAUGUCAACUGCAGAUAAAGCAUUACGAAGUGGUUUUGAUGCUAUUCGACAAAUGGCUGGACGUAUUAAUUUAUCAAGUCGAAUAAUUAAUCGAGCAUUUUCACUUUUUAAACAAUGUUAUGAAAAUAAAUGUGUACGAGGUCGUUCACAAGAUGCCAUUGUAGCAACAUGUAUUUAUAUAGCUUGUCGACAAGAAGGUGCACAACGUACAAUUAAAGAAAUUUGUGCAAUUUCAACAACUGCAUCAAAAAAAGAUAUUGGUCGAUGUUUUAAACAAAUUGUUAAUAGUUUACCGAAUUCUAAUCGACCUGAAUCAAUUGAUAUUAAAAAUUUGGUGCCUCGAUUUUGUAAUCAACUUGAACUUCAUCAAGAAAAUAUUAUUCAAAAAACAGCUGUUCAUAUUGCUGAACGUGCAAAAGAAAUUUGCGAUAUUCAAAGUCGUGCACCAGAUUCAAUUGCAGGUGCAUCAAUUUAUAUGGCUUGUGCAGCUGCUGGAGAGAAAAAACCAAUGAAAGAUAUUCAAGUUGCUGCUGGUGUUAUGGAAAGUACAAUACGAUUAAUAUAUAAAAUCAUGUUACCAAAAGCUGCUGAAUUAUUUCCAAAGGAUUUUGUAUUUAAAUGUCCACCAGCUAAUUUACCACAAUCAUAA